Rotaria sp. Silwood2 is the source of this 2025-nucleotide messenger RNA. Lineage: Eukaryota; Metazoa; Rotifera; Eurotatoria; Philodinida; Philodinidae. The record is from the annotation of a GenBank genome assembly.
AUGGAAUUUGAUAAUGAACAAACUAAAAAUAAUAAAACAAUUAUUUUACAACGAUCAUGUCAAAAGAAAAAAAUUUAUUAUUUAGAUGAUAAUAAUAAUGAUUGUCUAACAGAUACUUUUAUUACAAUGUACAGAAGUUCUAUAUGGUGUAUAAAAUUCAUAUAUGAACUUUUUUUUGUAACACUUUGGCAAGUUUUAUCAUUUGCAAAAGAUGAAAUACAUUAUAGUCAAAAUGAUACUACUAAAUCGAAUAAAAGUCUAGAUAUUAUGUCUCUUAAUAAUUCUGCAAAAGAAAAUUAUUCUGAAAAAAUCUAUCGAAAACUUCCACGUCAUCAUUUAUCAAUGAUUGAAACAAAUAAUCAAGAAAGUUAUCAACAUCAAUUAUUGAAAAGUAAUUCAUGUGAAAAAAUUUCAUCAAAUAUAAAUUUACUUUCAAAUAACACACGUAUAACUGUUCGUUCAAUAUCAAAUCAAAAUUUAAAUCGAGCACAAUCAAAUCAUACACCUUCAACUGAACAGAAAAAUCGAAAUGAUACUUUAGGAGUAAUUAAUUCACAUGUUAUUGUAGCACCUGUACAUUCAUCACAUUGCCAAAAUAUAACAACAAAAAAUAAUUUUCGCGAACAAUUAGCUAAUACACUUUGCCAUUAUUCAUAUGAACCAAUAAGAUAUAUGAAGCGUGGAAUGUGUUGUGAACAUUGUCGACCAUUAUUCUUUCCGUAUGAACCUUGUUAUCGUUCAGAACAUUAUUUUACACCAUGUAUACCACAAAAACAAAUGAAUAGUCGAAGAGAAUUCUCUCAAAAAUCAAAACAAUCUCCACAAAUAGGAGAAACAAGUGAAAGUCAACCUACUCCAUAUUCAGGCAUGUCUUUAUCUCCGAGCGUUCAAUCACAUUUAACAAAGUCACCAGAAGAUGAACCAUUAUCGACUGGUACUAUUUCUCAUAAUGAAAAUAAUGAACAAAAUCCUUCAAUAUUAUCAUUUCCUGAUCAUGAUUCAUCUCCAUCACAAGAAUCAGAACAAUUUAUUGAUAAUGAUAAUCAAUUGAAAGUAGAUGCACAAAUAUUUGUUGAUGAAUCAAUUCAAAAUGCUCAAGAAAAAUAUCAAAGAAUUUUACGCAUGAGUAUUGAUCAAGAUCCACAAAACACUACAUUAGAUAUAGUUAAACCAACAAACUCUAAUAAACCGAAAUCAGUAGUAAUAUUAGAUGAAUCGAAUACACAAAAAUUAUCCAAUGAAAAUACAUUAUGUCAAGAACUUUGUAAUAAACUCAAUCUAUCAGAUUCCAAUCAAAUUACUGAAAUUAUUCAUAUACUUGCAUUAAAUGCACCACAUAUUCUCAAAGAACAAAAUUUAAAUAAAAAUAUUCUAAUAAAUAAUAUAAAUACAAGCAAAAAUAAUGAAAAUACUUUAUGUAAACAAUUAUUACUACAUCCACCAUUUAAACCAAAACGAUUGAUUCAUUUAUGUCCAGAUGGAAGUAUUCAAGUCUUAUCAGCAGUUGAUGAUAAUUCAAAUGAAAAUCAAAUAAUUAAUCAACAAUCACAUCAUCUCAAUUAUUCGAAUUCAGCAUUACCACCAUCAAUGCAACAAAAUCAUAUUUUUACAGGCAAAUUCUUUCAAUAUAUAUAUUUUUAUGAAUCUUCUCUUCCUUUGGAAUAUGAAACAACAGCAACAACAACACUUGAUUUAAAAACUAAUUCACAAUCUCAUUCGAAAAAUGAAAUUCACUUUGAUCAUUUAAUUAUAGAUAAUAAUUCAAUAGUAUCUCUUCAACAAAAAAAAACAAUAUUCAAAUAUGAUAGUUCAUUAGAAUACACAUCAAAAUAUCCGAGUGAACUUCAACUAAAUAGUAAUCAUUCAAAAAUUGUUUCGGAAGAUAAUGAUCCAAUAGUAAGGAUUAAUCUUGAUCUUCAAGAUGAAAUGAUGGAAUUAAAUAAUAAAGAUGAUGAAAAUUCUUUAUCAGAAAUAUUUUUCAAACGUAUUAUUGCACAGGAAAGUAAGUAUCUAUUUAUAAAUUAA